UAAGGUGGCUGAGCUGGUGUCUCAGCUUCUUAUUCCUCAGGCAGUGUAGGGCACGCGACACAUAACAAAUAACGUGAUUUUAUAUGUGCGGGGGGCGGGGGGCUCCUGCAGGUGUUCCGGUGAAGCAGCAGCAGCAGCAGCAGCAGCAGCGUGUCCCGCAUGGUCAGGAUUUAACCCGCACGUCUCUCACUGACGGAGCUGCGGAGCGGAGCCAGCCUCCCUCACAGAGGAGAAGAGGAGGAGGAGGAGGAGAAGAGGAGGAGGAGGAGGAGAGGAGGAGGAGGAGGAUGUUUUGUUUUGUUCUUUCUUCCACGAGUGCUGAACUUCCUCGCGGUACCUCCACCUGGUAAAGGUGUUUAACGGGGUUUGGGUACCAGUUUGGAGCGGGUCUCCGCCCCCCGGCGGGUGCUUUGAAGCCGCGGCGGGGUUCUGAGCAGCUCUCCUCCGCUGGCUGCCGCCGCCACACCGCGCUGACUGCACCGGACCUCAGCUCGGGACCGACUCUGGGUCAGUAGGUGGACCGUCAGGUGUGGGUAACACACUGGACAUUGACCUUGCAGAGUCAACAUCUGAGCAGUGCGUUAAACCCUGACCAAUAAACUUCACGCUGACAGAACCGCAAAGGGAAUAUACACUUCGAUGAUUUCUUGUCUUCAAAGAGACUCCAUUGAUGGUUUUGAUAAAGAGGAUUUUUAGCACCGAGUCCUCAGCUGUCUGAAGAGGACACCAGAGUACCAUGUGGGCUGUUUUUUUCUCACAUCCUCGAAACUCGAGAAUUGUGCUGCUGUAUCUGUUUGCUUCAAUCUCCAAGUCUCAUACCAACUGAUUUCCACUGCUGACAACAUGUCUCUGGUCAAACGUAGAAAAGUCAGGACCUUUGCUCUCCUUUUUUGUGGCAUUACCUUUACAACGCUCCUGUUUAGUUACACUUUCAGGGACCCCUCGCUCUACAUUUUCAAACAGGCAUUUCAGCUUUCAGACAGCUUUUUCUCCAAAGGGCCAUGUGCUUGUCGGCAGUGCAUUACAGACCUCGAAGGAGACCCGUGGUUCGCUGAACGCUUCAAUCAGUCCAUCAGCCCUCUGAUGACCAGAGAGAACAGCAUCCUCUCUGAAGAGACGUUUAGGUGGUGGCAGUGGUUGCAGGCAGAGAGGCAGCCGGCCAAUUUCAGCGAAGUGGUGGAGGAGCUGUUCAACGUCAUCCCUGAUGAGGUGCUUUACGCCGACGCCAGCCCCGACCGCUGCAGAUCCUGCGCCGUAGUGGGGAACUCUGGGAACCUGAAGGGGUCACGGUACGGGAGCCUCAUCGACUCCAGUGAUUUCAUCAUAAGAAUGAACCAGGCUCCACGAAGUGGCUUUGAGGAGGAUGUAGGAACCAAAACAACUCAUCAUCUCAUGUAUCCAGAAAGUGCCAUAGACUUGGACAAUACCACUCGUCUAGUGCUAAUCCCUUUCAAGACUCUGGACCUGCAGUGGAUUGUUAGUGCUCUGACUACUGGCACCAUUAAACAAACAUAUUUGCCUGUCAUGACUACGAUAAAGGCCAACAAAAAUAAGGUGUUGAUUUACAAUCCAACAUUUUUGAAGUAUGUCUAUGAGUCUUGGCUUGAAAGUCAUGGACGAUACCCUUCAACCGGCUUCCUCAGCUUGCUGUUUGCCAUCCACAUAUGUGAUGAGGUCAAUGUGUUUGGAUUUGGCGCAGACCAGUAUGGAAACUGGCAUCACUACUGGGAGGAAAACCAUUUGGCCGGAGCUUUCCGACACACCGGCGUCCACGACGGAGAUUAUGAAUACAACGUCACCUUGCUGCUAGCAGACAAGCACAAAAUCCAAAUGUUUAAGGGGAGAUGAUACCAAACGUGGACCAACCACCACAUAAACAUCAGCAUCAACCUUUGACAGCUUUCCUCCUUUUAUGAUGUCCACAAACUGCUUUAGCUAUUUUAUUUAGACCAGUUUCCUGUUAUUUGCAGAAGCUGCUGUUUCCCGUUAAAGCUUUGGCCUUAGUAGGACACUUCGGUGACGAGGCAAAAGCACCACUGCUUCAUUUCACAAUCUAUAAUCCAAAAAUGUCUGUCAGCAAGCAUGCUAUAUAAAAGUUUUAAUACUAAUACAAGCUUUAUAUGUUUAAA
Molecule: messenger RNA, 2129 nt
Organism: Austrofundulus limnaeus
Lineage: Eukaryota; Metazoa; Chordata; Actinopteri; Cyprinodontiformes; Rivulidae
Product: CMP-N-acetylneuraminate-beta-galactosamide-alpha-2,3-sialyltransferase 1
Exons: 7
Coding region: 844-1848 (334 amino acids)
Biological process (GO): sialylation
Cellular component (GO): membrane
Molecular function (GO): beta-galactoside (CMP) alpha-2,3-sialyltransferase activity
Source: RefSeq, a predicted model, not a curated record